Messenger RNA from Ipomoea triloba (trilobed morning glory), 902 nucleotides. Its product is annotated as 60S ribosomal protein L13-1-like. Gene Ontology annotation, cellular component: cytosolic large ribosomal subunit; ribosome. Bases 103 to 723 code for a protein of 206 amino acids. Gene Ontology annotation, molecular function: structural constituent of ribosome; RNA binding. The transcript has 5 exons. NCBI's taxonomy places the organism in Eukaryota, Viridiplantae, Streptophyta, Magnoliopsida, Solanales, Convolvulaceae. Gene Ontology annotation, biological process: translation. The record is from RefSeq and is a predicted model, not a curated record.
AUUUAUUCCCUGCAUAAAAACCCAAAGAGACACUUUCUCCACUACAGCAGCUAAGGCAACGAAGCUCUUCUCGGUGGUCCUCGUCGGCGCUAAAGGUAAGCCAUGAAACAUAACAAUGUUAUACCAAGUGGGCACUUCAGGAAGCACUGGCAGAACUAUGUGAGGACAUGGUUCAACCAACCUGCACGCAAGCAAAGGAGGAGAGUUGCCAGACAAAAGAAGGCUGUGAAAAUUUUCCCCAGGCCAACUGCUGGGCCUCUCCGCCCUAUUGUCCAUGGACAGACCCUCAAGUACAACAUGAAGGUUAGAGCUGGUAGGGGAUUCUCCCUUGAGGAGCUUAAGGCUGCAGGCAUCCCAAAGAAGCUGGCCCCCACAAUUGGCAUUGCAGUUGAUCACCGUCGCAGAAACUCUUCUCUUGAGGGUCUCCAGACUAAUGUUCAGAGGCUGAAGACCUACAAAGCCAAAUUGGUUGUCUUCCCAAGACGUGCACGCAAAUUUAAGGCUGGUGAUUCUACUGCUGAGGAAUUAGCCACUGCAACCCAAGUCCAUGGUGCUUACUUGCCCAUCGGACGGGACAAACCAGCAGUGGAGCUUGUUAAGAUCACAGAAGAUAUGAAAUCAUUCAAGGCUUAUGACAAGCUGCGUUUGGAGAGGACGAACGAGCGUCAUAUGGGUGCUAGGCUUAAGAGGGCUGCUGAAGCAGAGAAGGAAGACAAAAAAUAGAGAGAUGCUUGGACCAUAUGAUGCCAUGAUAUCUUUGCAGUUUUCCAUCUUAGUGUUAUUGAGUUAUUAUUGGAGUGUCACUCUGAAUCACAUUAUCAUUUAUAUUUCUAGUUGAAUGUAUGAAUUUCAAGACUGAUUUUAUGAGGAUGUAUUUUAUUAUCUUAGGCUUACAGUUUUUA